This is a messenger RNA of Colletotrichum destructivum, 983 nucleotides long. RefSeq lists its product as uncharacterized. The record is from RefSeq and is a predicted model, not a curated record. Lineage: Eukaryota; Fungi; Ascomycota; Sordariomycetes; Glomerellales; Glomerellaceae. The transcript is spliced from 2 exons. The coding region runs from base 360 to 983 and encodes 207 amino acids.
CUCAGGUCGUCUAAUGAAUCAUGUACCUUUACCUACCUACCUACCUACCUAGGUAGGUAGGGCCAGCCGAGACCACGUGACUAACAAGUGUUGUGUCGGUCCUUCCGUUCGCAUGCUGCACUAAGAAAGCAUCUGCCUACCUACCUACCUUAUGAAGGUCUUCUGGGUUACUGUGCUACACCUACAUCAACUUUCAAGGAAGCGACCCAGGGGUGCUUCUAUGAGCCUCUCAUCACUUGCUACAAGUUCACUCUCUCCCAUCCUUUCCACCUAGGGAGGAACAAGUCUCCAAUGACCCGGGCUCGAUACUAUCAACACUAACGAAGAGGCCAGGGGGCCAACUGCUAGAAUUGCCAAGCAUGGCAAGCGAUCAUGGCUGCAGCGACGACGACCUUGCAGGCCUCUCUAUCCACGAGGUCGCCCACCUCUUUGCUCGCCAGUUCCCAAGAAAGCGAUUCGUCGUGGAACCGCUGCAAUGGACUGCGAGCCAUCUCUUUUUCUUACGCUGCGCUUUCGUCGAAGUCACACCCAUCGCGUCGCCGAGCGAGCCUGGGCCCUCCAACAAAAAGCCUUGGGCUCCGACCAAAAAAAUCACACGCAAGCAGGCGUUCCAGUGGGUUGCUGAUUGUAACCACUCAGUGCUUUCUCCAGUCAUUCCACUUCGAAGCCUUUUGGAAGCCUAUUCUUUCAAAUGUGUCCAAGACUGCCCGCUCGUCUUCUGCUUCAACAAGCACAGAAUCCUACUACCCUGUGAAAUGGUCUGCACUGGUCCGCACCGGAAGUCUUGGAAGCAGAAUCACUGUCGUAUUGCGUCCUCGCAAAUUCACACGGCUAUUGAGGGACCCCGCGACAGGAAGUUUAGCCCGCGGCAACUCGAAAUGCUAGGAAUCCUUCCAGAAAACCCGCAUGUUGAUCCAUACAUUACGGCGCUUUUGAUUGCCGAGGCUCAUCAAAGCCAGGCAGGGAGCACAACUUUAUCUUAA